This is a messenger RNA of Stylophora pistillata, 971 nucleotides long. RefSeq names its product fibrinogen-like protein A. Lineage: Eukaryota; Metazoa; Cnidaria; Anthozoa; Scleractinia; Pocilloporidae. Gene Ontology annotation, molecular function: calcium ion binding. The record is from RefSeq and is a predicted model, not a curated record.
CCUUGCUGCAGAUUGCAUUGGAUGUUGUCGUAGUAAGUGAUUGUGUAGUUUUGAGUAAAAGCCCAGAGAAAGGAACAAAAAUGGUCUUCAAACAGCUCCUGUACUUGUCAGCUUUCAUUGUCUUGUGGCAAAUGAUUUAUGCAACAGUUAUUCAAACUUGUAAUGAUACACACGAAGCCUCCAUCUAUGGAAUGAUGCUACAAAAACACAUCUUUAAGAUAAUCACUGGAGUCGCACUCGGCGAUGUGUGUUUAUGGGAGUGUUAUCAAGACGUCAGAUGCCAAAGCUUUAACUAUGUGUUUACCCAACACAAGUGUGAGUUAAACAAUCGCACCAAGGAAGCCAGACCUGAGGAUUUUGUACAAAAUUCUGAGAGAUAUUACCUCAAAAGAGACACGAAGAGAGUCAUCCUCGGCACCAUUCCAGAACUCCCCGCUGAUUCCUGUAAAGAGAUCAAGGCGAGUGAAGGAAGGCAAGUAGAAAGCGGCAAAUAUUGGCUGAAUCGUAUUGAAAAAGCAGUUCUACUUCACUGCGACAUGACGAUCGAAGUUGUUCGUGCAAAGCUGGAUAUCAAGGGGAUGGAAGAACUUGUAGCGGUAAGGAGACACAUCGAUAAAUGUUUGGCCAGUGCUUCCGUUCGGGUGUGUGACGUCAAUGCAGACUGCCACAACACUUACGGCUCCUAUAACUGUUCCUGUAAAGCUGGGUUUAUUGGAAACGGAACAAAAUGUACAAGGCUAGAUGUAAAAAAUUGUGGCGAUGUGUUGAAUUCAGGGGAAAAGAGCAGUGGUAUCUUCUCCAUCAACCCUGAUGGUUCAGGGGCCUUUAAUAACUUCUCAAUGGAGAAAAGAGUUGGUGUCAGAAGACUUCUAGAAUCACAGAUGACUAUUUACAAGUUGAUCUGGGAGCAAGGCACACAGUCCGCGGAGUCGCCACACAAGGGAAGACCUUUGACGCGAAUUAAGACUUAA